This is a messenger RNA of Pieris napi, 4303 nucleotides long. Its product is annotated as 4-coumarate--CoA ligase 2-like. The record is from RefSeq and is a predicted model, not a curated record. NCBI's taxonomy places the organism in Eukaryota, Metazoa, Arthropoda, Insecta, Lepidoptera, Pieridae. Gene Ontology annotation, molecular function: long-chain fatty acid-CoA ligase activity. The coding region runs from base 449 to 3349 and encodes 966 amino acids. The transcript has 14 exons. Gene Ontology annotation, biological process: long-chain fatty acid metabolic process; fatty-acyl-CoA biosynthetic process. Gene Ontology annotation, cellular component: mitochondrion.
UGCAUAUAUCAAUGUAAACAAACUAAAAAUGAAAUCAAUUACAAUCAAGAGAUAAUUGUUUAUGUAUGCUUGCAGCUGUUACGUGUUAAAACAUUGUUUAUAUUCCCUUUUUUCAAGGCCAUUUAACCGGUCACCGUCUACCUACACUACCAUACGUAUGCGAUAUGAUAAUUUGUGUUGACUGUUGGGUACAAAGUCUAUUCAGUAUUCAACUUUCGUAAGACUGCGAGUUGCGGCCGUUAGCACGGAAUCGAGCACAACACGAAACCAACUGCGAAACAAAUUUAAUUGUUAUUAAGACUCAGAUGGGUGGAGGUGCGUCGUUAUUAGACUCGUGUAAUUUUUUUUAAUAAUACAAACACGUUUACAAAAGAGAAAGUUUGAAACAAGUUUAAAAAAAAUUGUCUAAUUUUAUUUAAAAAAUAUAUAAUAAAUUACCUAGUGCCUUAUGGCUUCAACAUUAAGACGUGCUUUAAGCCAAGCAAUAAAAAAAAGAAAUGUGUAUAAAAUUUCUUUUUUACAAAACAGCACAGAUUCAAAAAUAUUAACAUCAGUUUUUAAGGAUUUAGAAGAUUCGAAUCAUACAGUUAAUGAAUUUGUGUGGCAAAACUUGGACAGAUGGCCAGACAAAACUUUUACAGUGUGUGCAACCACAGGCCAUGGAUAUACAUACGCACAAACACAUCGUAUGUCGAUAAACUUUGCUGCAUCGCUCCGGACGAAAUUGAAGUUGAGGAAUGACGACACAGUCGCCAUAAUACUACCGAAUGUGCCAGAAUAUCCCUGUAUUUCACUGGGAAUAUUGGAAGCUGGGUGUAUAAUCAGUAUGAUGAAUCCUGCGUACAGUGCUCAUGACUUACAACGCCACCUGGAAAUGAUAAAAUGCAAAGCGAUAGUAUCAUCAAAGCUAUCGUAUCCGAACAUCGCAGAGGCCCUGAACUCUAUGCAGAAGAAAUUACCUGUUAUACUAAUAGACAACGAUGAGCUACCAGAGACAACAAUAAGGUUCUCAGAGUUCGCCAAUGACUUGAAUGUUGACGUGGACUGUUUGAAAGCCGUGAAACGGAGUGCAAAAGAUGUCGCCAUAAUGCCUUUCUCGAGUGGUACAACAGGUUUUCCGAAAGCCGUUGUUUGCACUCACAAAUCUGUUGUGGACUUUAACAAAGCCGUACUAGAUCCGAAUGUUAUUUCUGUCGAGGAGGCUACAGCGAAUUAUCAAUCAGUGAUGCCGGGAGUGUUGCCAUUUUUUCACAUAUUUGGUUUCAACGUGCUUAUGAUGAAUUUGAUGUGUGUGGGUGUUAAACUGGUAACAAUAAGUCAGUUCAAGCCUGAAGUCUUUCUCGAGACCCUGGUCCGACAUAGGACUCAACAUAUGUACGCUGUUCCACCUAUGAUUAUAUUUUUGGCAAAACAUCCGGCAGUGACGUCCGCCCAUCUCCAAUCGCUCAAAGGUAUCGUGUGUGGAGCGGCCUCUUUAGCCAAAAGCGACGCUGAAGCUCUUCUAAAGAAAAACAGGAACAUCAAAUUCCGUCAAGGCUACGGUCUGACUGAGACCAACGGUGGCAUAGCAAUUGGACGCAAUGAUGACACGAAUUAUGACGCUGUUGGACAUGUAUUUGGGAACUGUCAGAUUAAAAUUUCUGAUCUCGAAACCCAGGAGGCGCUUGGGCCAGGACAGGAAGGUGAGAUUUUGGUCCGUGGCCCGCUGCUCAUGAGCGGGUACUAUGAGAACGAAGAAGCUAAUAAGGAAGUGUUUACAUCAGAUGGCUGGUUAAAAACCGGUGAUAUCGGCAAAUACGAUGAGAAUAAGUAUUUGUAUAUCACUGACCGGCUAAAAGAACUUAUUAAGGAGUGUGCAACCACAGGCCACAGAUAUACAUACGCACAAACACAUCGUAUGUCGAUAAACUUUGCUGCGUCGCUCCGGACGAAAUUGAAGUUGAGGAAUGACGACACAGUCGCCAUAAUACUACCGAAUGUUCCGGAAUAUCCCUGUAUUUCACUAGGAAUAUUGGAAGCUGGGUGUAUAAUUAGUAUGAUGAAUCCUGCGUACAGCACUCAUGACUUACAACGCUACCUGGAAAUGAUAAAAUGCAAAGCGAUUGUAUCAUCAAAGCUAUCGUAUCCGAACAUCGCAGAGGCCCUGAACUCUAUGCAGAAGAAACUACCUGUUAUACUAAUAGACAAUGAUGAGCUACCAGAGACAACAAUAAGAUUCUCAGAGUUCGCCAAUGACUUGAAUGUUGACGUGGACUGUUUGAAAGCCGUGAAACGGAGUGCAAAAGAUGUAGCCUUAAUGCCUUUCUCGAGUGGUACAACAGGUUUUCCGAAAGCCGUUGUUUGCACUCACAAAUCUGUUGUGGACUUGAACAAAGCCAUACUAGAUCCGAAUGUUAUUUACGUGGAGGAGGCUACAGCGAAUUAUCAAUCAGUGAUGCCGGGAGUGUUGCCAUUUUUUCACAUAUUUGGCUUCAACCUGCUUAUGAUGAGCUUGAUGUGUGUGGGUGUUAAACUGGUAACAAUAAGUCAGUUCAAGCCUGAAGUCUUUCUGGAGACCCUGGUCCGACAUAGGACUCAACAUAUGUACGCUGUUCCACCUAUGAUAAUGUUUCUGGCAAAACAUCCGGCUGUGACGCCCGCGCAUCUCCAAUCGCUCAAAAGUGUCGUGUGUGGAGCGGCCUCUUUAGCCAAAAGCGACGUUGAAGCUCUGCUAAAGAAAAACAGGAACAUCAGAUUCCGUCAAGGCUACGGUCUGACUGAGACCAACGGUGGCUUAGUAAUUGGACGCAAUGAUGACACAAAUUAUGCCUCUGUUGGACAUCCAGUUGGGAGUUGCCAGAUUAAAAUUUCUGAUCUCAAAACCCAGGAGGCGCUUGGGCCAGGACAGGAAGGUGAGAUUUUGGUCCGUGGCCCGGUGCUCAUGAGCGGGUACUAUGAGAACGAAGAAGCUAAUAAGGAAGUGUUUACAUCAGAUGGCUGGUUAAAAACCGGUGAUGUCGGCAAAUACGACGAGAAUAAGUAUUUGUAUAUCACUGAUCGGUUAAAAGAACUUAUUAAGGUGAAAGGAUUUCAAGUAGCGCCAGCAGAGUUGGAGACCAUUGUCCGUACUCACCCUAAAGUCCUGGACUGCGCUAUCGUAGGUAUUAAGGACCCCAUAAGUGGUGAGGCGCCAAAGGCCUUCGUAGUGCCACAAGCCAAACAAACCAUUGACUCGAAGGAAUUAUUAGAAUACGUGAACACACAAGUAGUGGCGUUUAAAAAAAUUAAAGAGGUUCAAUUUGUGACUGAGAUACCUAAAAACCCCGCUGGUAAGGUUUUAAGACGCGUUAUCAAGGAAAAGUAUUGUUAAUAUAAGUAUUCAACAAAGUGUACUAUGGAGAGUGUUCUGAAGGGUUUGGGUUGAUCCGUCCUAUUCAUCACCUCUUCAUCACCAUACGAGCCGUAUUUUAUUUAUUAACACGUAUCGCUCUUCGAACUCUUCCAGGCAACUCUUGUAAGGAAACAUAAAUACUAAGGGUAUUUUGCAUGACUAAUAAAAAAAUACAGAUAAAAUUUAGGCUUAUUAUACACAAAAAAACCUAUUCUAAGAAUCACAAUGCAACAAAAAAUAAAAUAAUAGAUUUACAAUUAAAAAAAAUAUAAUCACUAUUAAACAGGAAAGGAUAUGGUUAAGAGGUGUUUAAAUAAAGUAAAAAUUAUUAUAUAUUAUAGUACGUUAUAAUACAUGUUUAAUUCAAUUGUUAUUCACAUUUUUUAAAAGUAUUUCGAUUAAUAAAUCAUGUAAAUAAACUGUUAAAUAUAAUACAAUAAUAAUACACUGUAUAGGUGAUAUAAUUUUGAUAUCUUUUUUGUUUGUGAUUGGUGAUAAUUAGAUAAUGAUUGUAUUUCCUCGCUGAAUUGCGAUACUUAUUCGUUGAGCAAGGAAAGCACCAGCUCUGGGCUCACCGGUACUACAAGGCGCCAAAUUAAAUCUUUAAAUAUCGCUUGAACCCCACGCCCCAAGAGGGAACGAAAUCAAAGUUGGAGGAAAGACUCUUAUAUAUGUGCCGUUUAUUAUUAAAAUGUUCCGUUGGCUUAUUAUUGUUUUUGUUAUUGAAAAUCGUAUUUAUAAAUCCCAAAAUCGGAGUUUUUAAAGUUUCAAUUUCUUCACCUGCGGAGAAUUUUAUGUCAUAGACAAAAUUGUUACAAGAAUUCUAAAACUUAUAAUAUAAUCCCUAGUCUAAGAUAAACUAAGUAUGGGUGCUUUAAUUAAGAAUUUGUAUGUUUUUAUUUAUGUAAAGGAAAAUAUAUUCGUGACUAUUCA